UUUUGCCCAUUUGAGAGGCACAAACCUCGGUGCACCCUGUUAGUAGAUGAGCUUCAACCUGUUUUUGCGUGCUCAGUCAAGUUUGCGCACGUUUUUACAUGCGCAAACCUUUAGUAAAUCAGGCCCUUAGACUCUUCUGUCCGUCCGUCAGCCUUCCACAGAUUCAGUAAAUACCCUCCGAUGUCUGACUGGGACACUCAUGUGAAGCUGUGAAACUGAAGUCGUCCAUAACAGGCGUGAGUGUCACUGGACCACUGGGGACAUUUCCAUCCCAGCGUCAUUAACACAACAGGUUGAAGAACGAUGUUUGGCUCGGCUGUGUUGUGUUUCCUGCUCCUGCAGACUGGAGUCCUUGCUUUUCAUAUAGAUCAGGAUGACUCUUUGAAUCAUCAGGAAAUUACUGAGAGUGCAAUUCUAAGUGUCACUUUGCAGGCGUGCCGUUCACUGGCCCUUUCAGAGGGUCGAGACUUCAGUUUUCCACCACAGCCUUAUGAAGCAGCGUCUGUAGCUCAGGCCUGCAGACCUGGAAUAUCAUCCAAGAGUUUCGCCGAAGUCAUUGAGUUAAUCCAAGAUAAAAACGUAAAAGUGGAUAAAAGUCUCACAUUCUUCUCCGCAAAACAUCACUUUGAUAAUGAGCUGUUUAAUGAGGGAAGGGCUCUCAUCAUAGAAGGAUUAGGAGCUGUGAAGGCCAGUAACCGGGAGGGGAACUUUCAAGCAGCAAGAAAAAGACUGGGAAAAAUCCUCCACUCUCUACAGGACUUCUACAGUCACAGCAACUGGAUCGAAAUGGGAAACAAACGCCCAAACACCAAUCUGCUCAGAGGAGGCACCAGUAUCGGUAACAUAGCAGAUAGAGCAAGAGCGACCUGCCGGAGCUGUGAUGGUGACGACUGCACAAAUAACAUUUUGGAAGAUGUCCUACGUGACAAAAUCCUGACCUCAGGGUAUUUUAAACUUUGGACGUUUUUUCCCAGAUCGAAACCAGCAGGAAAAUGCAGUCAUGGAGGUUUUUUUGAUGGAACAAGCAGAACUGAGCCCAAAGGUGGAAUCAACAAGGACAAGGUGGACUCCAGCCAUGGACACCUCCACUUUCAAGCAGCAGAUGUGGCUAUAGCUGCCACCAGUGAGCUGUUGGAGGAUGUCCGAAGAGCUGCUGGAGACAGAGUGUUCCUAGAGAUGAUGGGGAUUUCCACAGGUAAACCUCUCUGUUUCUGCAUCGACACGACAGGAAGUAUGAGCGAUGACAUCGAUGCAGUGAAGACUGUCACCUCCUCUAUAAUUAACAGUAAAGCAGGAACAGCUGAAGAACCCUCAAUUUACAUCCUUGUGCCUUUUAAUGACCCAGACUUUGGUCCACUGAUCAGAACUACAAAUCCAACUGAAUUCAAGACAAAAAUUAAUGCGCUAACAGCAACUGGAGGAGGAGAUGCUCCAGAAAUGGCUCUGUCAGGACUUCAGCUGGCUCUGACUGGUGCCCCUCCCAAUUCUGAGAUCUUCCUCUUCACUGAUGCUCCUGCUAAAGACAGACACCUGUUAAACACUGUGAAUGCACUUAUAGAGCGAACGAAGACAGUGGUAAAUAUCAUGUUGACUGGUAUUAUUGGCUUACGUGGAGAGAGAUCGACAAACCACGGCCAGUAUCAGUUGAGUCGCAUGCUGUCAUCGGACGCCCAGCUGUUCAGAGACCUGGCUGAGGCUUCAGGAGGCCUGGCUAUAGAAGUUAGCAAGAGUCAGCUCCUGGAGGCCACUAGUAUUGUAGUAGAGUCUUCCAGCUCCACUUUGGUGACACUUCUGAAGGUGGCCAGGAGUUCAGGAGGAGAGUCGGGCAAUUUUACAUUCACAGUGGACGACUCUGUUAAAAACCUCACAAUUUACAUCACUGGGGGAAUUGACAAGUUAACUCUCACUAGCCCCUCAGGUGUGUCUCAGGAAGGUACAACAGGCCCAUUAGUCACUUCAUCCCAGUUUGUGGGAAACUUUCACACCGUCAGGCUGAUAAUGCAAGUGGGACUUUGGAAAAUGACAUUGGUGUCAGCAAAUGCAUACACUCUAAAGGUCGUAGGUCAGAGUCCCAUCGACUUUUUCUUUACAUUUGUGGAGCCAUCACGAGGUCUGUUUGGGGGUUUUGACACUGUAGACAACCGUCCCAGAGCAGGCGUCAAUGGUACUCUGAUGGUAACAGUAACCGGGAGUAACUCAGCCAUUGUGACAGACGUCGUUCUGGUCGAAUCAUCAGGGCCAGGGGAGGUUAACGGUAGUGUGGAAAAUCAGGACGGUAAAACGUUCUUAGUCCAUUUUGACAGGAUCCCAUCACAGGCGUUUGUUGUGCUUGUGAAGGGACAGAUUGGGAAUAGUUCUUCCAGACUGUCUUCAGUGAGAUUCCAAAGACAAUCAACCACCAGCCUCAAAGCAUCUUCUCUGUCAAUUACUGCUGAUGAUUCAGAUGGUAUCAUAGAACCAGGAACUACGUUUUCAGUGCCUUUCUCUGUCAGAACCAGCGGGGCAGGAGGAACCGUCAACAUCCAGGCUGUUAAUGACCAGGGUUUCACUUCAACUUUCCCAUCCACUUUAGUUUUGGAAAGUGGAGACAGUGCUAAUGGCACAGUAAACAUCACAGCUCCUGUUAACACCACAUCUGGUACAGAAGUCACCCUGACCAUAGAGGCCCAGACUUCUGAUGGUUCAGAUGCCAACUAUGUUGUGUUGAGUCUCAGUGUCCUUAAAACGGUGACUGAUUUCACUCCUCCGGUUUGCAAGCUGCUCACUCUACAGUCCAACUGCUCUGAUGGCCACAACUCGUCCAUGUGGGCGCUCACCCUCCAGGUCACAGAUGGGAUUAACGGUACAGGUGUGGACCGCAUCAGCCUCAGACAGGGCAACGGCACCCUGAAUACCACCCUGUCCCCUGGAGACAACAACACCAUCGCUGUGUCUUAUACUGCACCCUGCUCUUCGCCUACGGUGGAGCUGGUGGUUGUGGAUCGGGUGGGGAAUGUAGACACCUGUAUCUACAGUGUCAUAGUCACAACCAAAACCCCCAUGACCACCAAACCACUGACUACAAUGUCACAAUCACAGACUACAACAUCACAAUCACUGACUACAACGCCACAAUCAACCACAUCUUUUUCUACAAGGGUUGUUCAGUCAUCCCUUCUUUGUUUCACCAUUGUGAUUCUUAGUCUUGGGUUUAAUUUGCCAGGUUAAGAGGGACUCCACAGAGUGUAAUGUUAGUGUAGGGAGGUGUUCACAGAUCCAAAUAGCAUACAUUUAUAUUAGUGUGAGUAAAAGGGAUUUUUUUUAGACUAAGUUAGCAGUAAUCAUUAUUUAACCAAAAAA
Messenger RNA from Sphaeramia orbicularis (orbiculate cardinalfish), 3339 nucleotides. Its product is annotated as von Willebrand factor A domain-containing protein 7-like. Bases 304 to 3207 code for a protein of 967 amino acids. The record is from RefSeq and is a predicted model, not a curated record. NCBI's taxonomy places the organism in Eukaryota, Metazoa, Chordata, Actinopteri, Kurtiformes, Apogonidae. The transcript is spliced from 17 exons.